GGUUACCAAGGGUGCUGCUGAGGAAAUGUUACCGCCUUCUCACCACACUUUUGACAUCAAGCUGGAGAAGGAUGUACGCCAGGUCCAUCGUACCAUCCAGAGGAUACUUUCUGCCUAUAAGGACGAGAAACGAGGACCAACAUUUAUAGCCAUUCAGUCGCCUCACGAUUUCCAACACCUGACAUCCAGUAUGCCUGGUCUCCAAGACUUUCCACUGGUACCUGUUCAUAUUUCUGACAGUGAAACUCUAUAUAAUGUACUAGACUGGCAGAGAGUUGGGAGUCGACGAAUGUUACAACACUACCUCAAUGUCGAUAUCAUUCUCCACGCGAUGGUAGAACAAUGUCGUUACCUCCAUAUUCCCAUGGGAAACAUGCCAAAGGACAUCACUCUCUAUGGCUGUGAUUUGUUCCUGGCGCGGCACCUCCAUAAACAUAACCACAUCUUAUGGUGUUCUGUAACCGAGCGACCAGACCUUGGAGGGAAGGAGGCCGAUGACAGCAGGCUGUGUAUGGAACUGGAGGAGAAUAGCAGUGUGGAAUUGAACAACCCAGGCUCCUACUCCAGUGUGUGUGUCGAGUUAGACAUCGCUAGUCUGGCUGUCAAUACUAUUAUAGAGUCAUCCCACGUCAAUGACCAAGAAGGAGCCAGCGCUGUGAGUUUCGACACAAUGCCUCAGUCGUCACUGGAGGAUAUGGUGCAAGGACAAGGUGCUGCCACCUAUUUGGCCAGCUACGAUGAUACUGCGCUCUGCUCCACAACAUUCCGUAUCCUGAAGAGCAUGGUUCAGGGCUGGGUUAGGGAUGUGACAAUGUACGGAAAUGUGUUUGCCGACAACCAGAUCAUUCAUUUCUACAGGUGGCUGCGUUCCACUGGUGCUCAGCUUUAUGAUCCAGCACUGAGAAGAACACUACACAACAUGAUGAAGAAAGUCUUCAUGCAGUUAAUAGCAGAAUUCAAGCGUCUUGGAUCCACCAUAGUGUAUGCCAACUUUAAUCGAAUCAUUUUGUGUACAAAGAAGCGACGCCUGGUGGACGCAUUAUCCUAUGUGGAGUAUAUCACCAACAGUAUUAAGUCCCGAGAGUUGUUCCACUUGAUUGAACUCUCCUAUGAACAAUGCUGGGAAUACUGUAUGUGGCUUGAUCCUGCAAACUAUGGGGGAGUGAAGGGACGUCUUCCUUCAGCAGCAAUGACAGACAGUUCUCAACCCAAUCCCGACCGUGAGGCAGAGCAAGAUAGUGAAGAUGAGGAGGUUAGACAGGAAGAGGAGCAACUGAAUAAAUCGGAUGAAGAGGAUGAGCCUGAGAUUGAGAUGAACUGGAACAUAAUGCAUUUCCUACCCGAGGCAGGAGCCUGCCAGACAAACUUUAAUAUGAUUGUAGCGGGGUACAUCCUGUCGGUUUACACCAAUGUCAUGGACGAACACCAAAGACUUACUCCAGGGAAUACACCAGUCAAACGUCGCCAUAACUCACAGUCACAGUCUCAACAGAAACCACUGGAGACAAGUGCGACCCCAGCCACAGUGACAUUUUCGCAGGAGCUAAUAGCGGGCGAUCUAGCUCAGCAGAUGUUUGCUAUUACACAGAAGAUCCAGAAGAAGCUGGCUGGAAACACUAACAAUGCAGCCAUAGAAUUUCCACAGAGACCUGGUUCUCAUCUACUACUGAAAAACCCCGCCCUGGAGUUCGUCAAGUGUGUUUGUCAGGUGUUGGCCUUGGACUGUAACAUCACACUACAGAUUACAAAACUGAAGCGAGAUCUUCUCAAACUGAUCGGAGUCGGUGAAUUCUCCAGUGAUGCCAAGUUUCUUGAUCCUUGUUUGUCCUAUGUACUCCCAGAGGUCAUCUGCAAGUCGUGUAACCAUGUCCGUGACCUUGACCUCUGUAGAGAUCCUUACCUCAAUCACAACGACUCCAAUGCGGCGUGGUCCUGUGUACAAUGUAAGUCAGCGUAUGAUAUGACAGAGAUGGAACAAUGUCUCAUCGACUCCAUUAACCGCAAGUCUAUGGCCUACAUACUGCAGGACCUCAAAUGUGUCAAGUGUCAAGGGGUAAAAGAGGGAAACAUGACAAAGUACUGCAAGUGUGCUGGAGAUUUCAUCACUACAGCAGCUCUCAAAGACUUUGAGAAAAGGCUGCGUACAUUUAGGGGCAUUGCCAGCCAUUACAACAUGGUGGUGUUGAUGGAAACUGUGGAUUGGAUUAUCAAGAUGAACCCAAGUAUAUCAAGCUGA
This is a messenger RNA of Ylistrum balloti, 2236 nucleotides long. Its product is annotated as DNA polymerase epsilon catalytic subunit A-like. The record is from RefSeq and is a predicted model, not a curated record. The transcript has 17 exons. Gene Ontology annotation, molecular function: DNA binding; zinc ion binding; DNA-directed DNA polymerase activity. Gene Ontology annotation, cellular component: epsilon DNA polymerase complex; nucleus. The annotation marks the transcript as partial. Gene Ontology annotation, biological process: mitotic cell cycle; DNA replication proofreading; DNA replication. Lineage: Eukaryota; Metazoa; Mollusca; Bivalvia; Pectinida; Pectinidae.